AUGGGAGGAGAGCUGCUUGGGCGCAUUGAUAUCCCCAAGGCCACGGCAGCGACCAUCUUGAUCGUUUUCUUGGGGGCAGCCGUCCGUCGACGGUACUAUUCGCCCCUGAGCGACAUCCCCGGCCCAUUCUUCGCCUCGUUCUCGGUCAUCUGGCAACUAUGGCACAUCAUAAAAUGCCAUACCGAGGCAGCGAUGAGAGAGAUGGCUACGGGAUUGACCCGACAACUUGCAGGAAAAUUCGUACGACUUUCCCAUAAGGAGGUCAGCAUUAGCGACCCAGCGGCCGUUCGGGAAGUCUUGCAAAGCCAGAUGGACAAAGCCAACUGGUAUAAAGUGUUCAGCAUGCCUGACUCCCGAUAUGAGAACACUAUGUCGGAGACCAGCUACAAAGAGAUGAACCGGAGGACGAGGAACGUUGCUGCUGGAUACUCGCUUUCGAACGUGAUCAAAGGAGAGCCCUACAUCGACAAGGCACUUGGGCUGUUUCAAACCCAGCUUGACCGAAGAGUGGCCAGUGGUAGCAGUAUUGAGCUAGACAAAUGGGUCAACUAUCUCGCUUUCGACGUGGUGGGAGAAUCAACCUUCUCAAAGUCCUUCGGUUUUCUCGAAGCUGGCCAUGAUAUUGGCAACUCCAUCUCCAACCAAUACAAAUUGCGACUUUACAUCGCUUUGAUUGGCCAUUUCAGUUGGGCUCAUGACUACCUCCUCGCGAAUCCAUUGAUUGGGCAUUUCAACUUGCAGCCUUCAAUGCAUGUCUUUGACACCUCCAUGGCAGCUGUCAAGAAACGGUCGGAGAGCGUUGAAACAAGAAAUGACAUGAUUGAGUUGUGGCAGCAGCAGUAUAGAAAUCAUCCUGACCGAAUGGACGAGAAGGAAAUUCUUGCGGCAGCUGUGGCCAAUGGUAGCGCUGACGUAGAUAUUUUCAAGAUGGGCGCGGGCGCCGAUACCGUCAGCUGCAUUCUCCAAGCUUUCUGCUACUAUCUUCUCCGGGAUACUGAAAGCUUGAAGCUCGUACGCGAGGAGAUUGACAAUGCCAGUCUCUCACCCAUACCGUCAUACGAGGAGACACGAGAACUACCCGUUCUUUCGGCCUGUAUCAAGGAAAGUUAUCGCAUCCAUACACCUGUCGGAUUCAACCUCCCUCGGGUAUCUCCGUCUCCAGAUGGCGUGACAGUAUGCGGGAGAUACUUCGCUCCUGGUGUGAUCCUCUCCGUCAGCCCAUGGGUAAUUCAUCGGCAACAGUCGGUAUUCGGUAGUGACGCCGAAAGUUACAAUGCUCAAAGGUGGCUCGGUGACAAAGAUCGUGCGAUUCAGAUGGAGAAAUACAUGAUUGCAUUUGGUACUGGGUACGGCAGCUGCCCGGGGAGAAGCCUUGCCCACAUGGAGAUACUCAAGACCACGGCACUGUUGAUAAGGGAUUAUGAGUGGGAACAAGUGACAAAGGGUCAGGUUUGGACUUUUGAGACGUAUUUCACGUCAAUACCAUAUAAUUGGCCAGUGAAGAUGCGACGCCGAAGAAAAUUCAAUGCUUAA
Molecule: messenger RNA, 1533 nt
Organism: Venustampulla echinocandica
Lineage: Eukaryota; Fungi; Ascomycota; Leotiomycetes; Helotiales; Pleuroascaceae
Exons: 4
Coding region: 1-1533 (510 amino acids)
Molecular function (GO): monooxygenase activity; oxidoreductase activity, acting on paired donors, with incorporation or reduction of molecular oxygen; heme binding
Source: RefSeq, a predicted model, not a curated record